AGCAGCAGCAGAGGAAGGCAGGGACAGGGAGCAAAGCAGCAGAGAUGGAGCUGUACCAGGUGCCCGCAGGCUUGCUGGAUGCCUGGAUCGCGGAGCAUCUCCAGCCCAGCGAGGAAUUCCAGCUGCAGGUGAAAGACACUGUCCGGAGGAUCUGUGAUUUCCUGAAGGAGAAGUGCUUUGAUGACAUCAAGGUGUUCAAGACUGUGAAGGGCGGCUCUGCAGGGAAGGGGACAGCCCUGAAGAACAACUCGGAUGCAGAUCUGGUCCUUUUCCUCAGCUGCUUCACCAGCUACCAAGACCAGAUGGAGAACCGUGCGGCUGUACUCGACACCAUCAAGCAGAAGCUGAACCAGUGCCGACAGACCAUUGCCUUCAGCGUUGACAUGGAGGUUUCCCAGCCGAAGGAGAAGGGCACCUGCCCACGCUCACUCUCCAUCACCAUCCAGUCGAAGAGGCGGGGGGAAUCCAUUGAGGUGGACGUGCUCCCGGCCUACGAUGCCUUAGGGCAGGUGACUCCUGGCAUCAAACCUUCCCCCCAGGUCUACGAGGAUCUGAUUCGGGCCAGAGCCGGGCCCGGUGAGUUCUGCACCUCCUUCACUGAGCUGCAGAGGGACUUCGUGAAGCGUCGCCCAGCCAAGCUCAAGAACCUGCUGCGGCUGGUCAAGCACUGGUACAAAGAGCUUUCCAAGACAACGUCGGGCUUGCCGCCCAAGUAUGCCCUGGAGCUGCUGACCAUCUAUGCCUGGGAGAGCGGCACCAAGGGGGCAGAGAAGUUCAGCAUGGCUGAGGGGUUCCGCACGGUGAUGGAGCUGCUGUGCCGAUACCAAGAGCUCCGCGUCUACUGGACCGAGUUCUACGAUCUCCAGUCUUCCGUGAUAGGGCCCCAUGUCAAACGGCUGCUGCGGGAGCCGUGCCCCGUGAUCCUGGAUCCAGCCGACCCGACGGGAACCUUGGGGCAGGGAAAGAACUGGGACCUGCUGGCAAGAGAAGCCGCCAAGUGCCAGGGCCAGCUGUGCUGUAGGAACGGCCUCGCCCCCAUCCGCUGCUGGGACGUGCAGCCAGCCAGACCCAUGCAGGUGAUGGUCAAGCAGCUGUCAGGGGACAGCCUGGCCCUGUGCCUGAGUCCCUCCACUACCAUAUGGGAGAUUAAGGAGGCGCUCGAGUGUGAAUGGGGCAUCUCUCCUUACACGCAGCGCCUGGCCCUGCAGGAGCCUGGCCUGCAAGACCAGCUGCUGCUGGACGAUCAGACCCUGGCAUCACACAGCAUCUUCUACGACACCACAGUUAUGAUGCUUAGGACCAAGCCCCAGGAGAUGGAGAUCUUUGUGAAGGACCAUAACAGCAGAACCAUCCCCUAUGGCGUCUGCGCCAGUGACACCGUCCUGGACCUGAAGAAGAAGAUCGAGGAUCGCACAGGUGUCUCCGCCAGCCAACAGCGCCUGACGUUCAACAGCAAAGAGCUGCAAGACGACUGCACGCUCGCCCAUUACAGGAUCCGGAGCAAGAGCACGGUCGUCCUGCUUUUGCGCCUCAGGGGUGGGUAAGAUGCUCACUGGGACCUGCACCCUGGCAGAGAGAGCAUCACAGUGGACUAUGUUUCCCAAGAUUCUUUGCAUGAUAAUUCAGGACUUUUUGCUAAUGCCCCCCACAUUCCAGAAUCAGCACCACGUCCUUCUGUAGUGCCAGCCCAUCCCCACGCCUCCUGCUGCACCCCUGGGAGCUCUUUCCCGCCGCUCCGUGGCCCGUUUCGGGAUGUACUGCCUCCAGUGCAGAGCUGGGUGCUGGGCGCCCACCAGACAUUGUUCAUUAGCCCCGUUGUUGUAGUCCUCUUCCUCCUCCUUGUCCUGACUCCACUGCUGUGUGUCACCAUCUCCAUUAUUAUGUCGUGCCAAAUCCCGACCAGUGUGUGCUGCUUGGAAUCCAAAAUAAACAGCUUCCACUCAUA
This is a messenger RNA of Gopherus flavomarginatus (Mexican gopher tortoise), 1945 nucleotides long. RefSeq names its product 2'-5'-oligoadenylate synthase 1-like. Gene Ontology annotation, biological process: negative regulation of viral genome replication; defense response to virus; regulation of ribonuclease activity. Lineage: Eukaryota; Metazoa; Chordata; Testudines; Testudinidae. Gene Ontology annotation, molecular function: double-stranded RNA binding; 2'-5'-oligoadenylate synthetase activity; protein binding. The record is from RefSeq and is a predicted model, not a curated record. Gene Ontology annotation, cellular component: cytosol; nucleoplasm; membrane. The transcript has 6 exons. The coding region runs from base 45 to 1544 and encodes 499 amino acids.